AUGUAUCGAUCUACAAUCAUAUUCCCCUCCAUGUGGGUUUUGGUAACCCUAUGUCUACUCCCAGCCGUACUGGGCUCUCCAUUAUUCCAAAAGCGAGCAAAGGGGCCAUGGCUGGGUCUGAACAGCGAUUUUCCCGAUCCUAGCUUCAUGAAAGCCGCAGAUAACAAAUGGUACGCUUUUGGCACCAACGGCAACGGCAAGCGGAUCCAAGUCGCAAGAUCAGACGAUUUUAUUACAUGGACGCUACUUGAUGUUGAAGCCCUCCCCACCCUUUCAACAUGGGAGACAGCCAUCGAUCACUGGGCUCCAGAUGUCAUUCUGCGAAACGACGGAAAGUAUGUCAUGUACUACUCUGGAGAAGCUAAAUCAAUGGUCAGGCAUCACUGCGUUGGAACUGCCGUAUCAGACUACCCUGCAGGUCCAUACGUGCCAAGCAACUCGCCUCUCUCUUGUCGUCUUGACCAGGGUGGAUCAAUCGAUCCAGCAGGGUUCUUGGAUAAGGAUGGCACGCGAUACGUAGUCUUCAAAGUUGAUGGCAAUAGCAUCGGAAACGGGGGUGACUGCAACAAUGGCGUCGAGCCACUUGUCGCAACACCUAUCUUGCUGCAGAGGCUUGCCGAUGAUGCCGUAACCCCCGUGGGCGAUGCAGUGCAAAUUCUCGAUCGCAGUACUGCUGAUAAUGAUGGCCCGCUUGUUGAGGCGCCCAAUCUUAUCUUGCACGGGGAUACCUACUUCCUCUUCUACUCUACGCACUGCUUCACGGAUCCUAAGUACGAUGUUCGCUGGGCAACUGCUUCCAGUAUCACUGGUCCUUACACUAAGACCAACGUUCCCCUGAUUAACUCCGCGAACACUGGUUUGAUUUCGCCUGGCGGUGCAACAGUCUGUGGUUGUGGCGAUCGUAUGCUGUUCCACGGUUUCUGCUCUGAUGCGAAGACCAGUCGCUGCAUGUAUGCCGCAGAUGUGACUAUCACUGGGCAAACACCAUUCAUUGCUUGA
Penicillium soppii is the source of this 999-nucleotide messenger RNA. Its product is annotated as glycoside hydrolase family 43 protein. Gene Ontology annotation, biological process: carbohydrate metabolic process. Lineage: Eukaryota; Fungi; Ascomycota; Eurotiomycetes; Eurotiales; Aspergillaceae. Bases 1 to 999 code for a protein of 332 amino acids. Gene Ontology annotation, molecular function: hydrolase activity, hydrolyzing O-glycosyl compounds. The record is from RefSeq and is a predicted model, not a curated record. The transcript has 2 exons.